AUGCAGAGCUUCCUGCAGCUGCUGCGGGAGGGCGGGGGCGCCGGCACGCCCGUGGAGGAGCUGGUGAGCCUGGCCGGCAGGCUGUGCCAGGACCUGCGGGACGACCUGGCCCGGGCGCGGCCCCUGGUCACGGCCGUGCUGGAGAGCCAGCUCCGCCUGCGCCUCCUGGACAACAAGGAUGUGGCCCUGGUGUGCGCCCGCGUGCUGGCCCAGCAGGAGCAGCACCAGGCCGCCUGCCGGCUGCUGGAGGGGUGCUGGGUGCCGGGAGGCAGCCAGGAGCUGGUGCAGCUCUGGAACGACAUCCACUACCACUUGGCCAUGAAGAGGCUGGGCGUGGCCACGCUGACCUCCGUGCAGAAGUUCCGCUGCAGGAAGAGGAACCCACCGCCCCCCUCCCUCUGCCCUGACGGACUGAAGAGCCGCAACUUCCCCAGGGAUGUCCGCCAGAAGCUGCAGAGCUUCGCCUCAGGCGUGAGCAGCAGCCCCAGCAAGGCCGAGCGGGAGGCCCUGGCCGCGGAGACCAGCCUGUCCGUGGAGCAGGUCUACAACUGGUUUGCCAACUACCGUCGGCGCCAGAGGGCGAGUCUCCAGCGUUCGGAACCGGAGCCCUCAGGCCUCCGCCACCCCGGGCUCGGGGGCGCGCACCCGCCUCCGUGGGCAGGAGGCGAGGACCACGGGCCGGCACGGACCCUGGUGACGACGCAGGGGCUGUGGCAGCCUCCGGUCCUGGCCCCUGACGUUCCUGGAGACGAGACGGAGCCCGAAUCGCUGGCUCCCAGCUCCCUGCAGGACGGCGAGAUGUACCCGGAGGGACCUGGCCGCAACUCGUCCACUCUCCCCGCCACCUGCCCUGACCCUGGCCUCGGGGGGCUGGCUGCCUGCAGCGACUUCCUGGACCCUCCCACCGCCCCUGAACCGUGGCUGGUGUCCCUCACACUGGCACCCCCCGGGGACGCCUCCGCUCCGACCGCACCGCUGGUGCCCGGCCACGGGCUGCGCUUCUGGAUGCCCCCUUCAGACGCCUCUCUGUCCAUGUCUAUCGCUACGCUCGCCGAGCCCAGCUCCACCGGGUUCCCUGACCCGCCCAGCAGCCACCCCCAGAGCACAUUCCUGGAGGAGGGUCCUGGCACCAGCGUCAGCCAUGCAGGACAGGCGGGCAGCUUACUGGUGACUCCGCUCCCACCACAUGCUCCGGAGCUGGUCCUGCCCCAGAGCGCCCCUGAGCUGGCUCCUGCCCCAUCGGCCUUUCCGGGGCCUGUGCCCGCUGGACAGCUGAUCGAGCCCCUGCCGUCCAGCCAGGUGCCGUGGCCCGACCGUCAGGCCUCUGGCGACGCCUUCUGGGUGGCCAGCAUGCUCCUGGAGCUCGCGGGGGGCAACCUGGGCUGA
Messenger RNA from Pipistrellus nathusii (Nathusius's pipistrelle), 1386 nucleotides. The record is from the annotation of a GenBank genome assembly. NCBI's taxonomy places the organism in Eukaryota, Metazoa, Chordata, Mammalia, Chiroptera, Vespertilionidae.